Molecule: messenger RNA, 2845 nt
Organism: Homalodisca vitripennis (glassy-winged sharpshooter)
Lineage: Eukaryota; Metazoa; Arthropoda; Insecta; Hemiptera; Cicadellidae
Gene: Csas
Product: N-acylneuraminate cytidylyltransferase A
Exons: 6
Coding region: 422-1288 (288 amino acids)
Molecular function (GO): N-acylneuraminate cytidylyltransferase activity
Source: RefSeq, a predicted model, not a curated record
UAAACAGUAGAAGACAGUUCAAUUGUUCCCUUAGAGGUGUAUCAAUUAGUUUUUGUACCUAUAUUUCAAUAGAAUCGAUCACAACUAAACAUUUUUAUGAAAGUGCGUUUAAGUUAAAUUUGUUAUAGUUUACUUAUUUGCAUUUACGGUUUCCUACUGUGAUUAAUAGUAAAGUUAAUACGUGAUGUGCGAAUUGUGAUGCAGUUUUUUAUUAAUUAAUUUUAUUAUGCAUUUUCAGUAAUCUUCGAGUUUGACAUAGUGCGUAAUUAUGUUUAGCUGUACUGUCAACUGCGUGUAUUGUUUGUGUUAUGGGUUGUUUUCAAAUAUGGGGGCAUCAUAACCUAAAAAUCGAUACUGAGGGUGAUUCACAGACGGGCCACCAGAGUGCAGCAGCUGACCGAGGGACGAUCAGCUGAUCGACAUGGCUGCCAACCCGAACAAUCCGACAAUCCGAGCCGACUGUCAGGAGUGUAAACGGCACUUCCUGGCCAUCGCAGCCGUCGUGGUCUGUCUGGCCGGAUGUCUGUUGGUCCUAAAAGUCGACAAAGAGAUCAUCGUAGAUGACAAGCAGGAACCAGUGGUGGCUACAAAGCUAGCGGGGCUCGUGCUGGCUAGGGGCGGAAGUAAAGGACUACCAGGAAAGAAUUUGGCUUUAGUCAACAAUCAUACUCUUCUAGCAAGGGCUGUUACAGCAAUGCUUCACUCCAAUUGUUUUGAUGAGAUUUGGGUAUCAACUGAAGACAAAGAGAUUGCCGAGGAGGCGCUACGAGCCGAGGCCAACGUCCACGAGAGGCCGAGGUCAGUCGCCGAGGACAACACAACCUCAAUAGAGGCUGUGAGAGAAUUCGUAGACAGACACCCAGACGUAAAGUUGGUAGGCCUGGUGCAGUGCACGUCGCCCUUCAUCAAGGCCGAAUGGUUGCGACAAGCUUGUCUUAUGAUUGCGACCCAAGGCUACGACUCAGUCUUCUCCGCAACAAGGCAGAAAGGGUUGCGGUGGAAACCUGCUGAAAAUGGGACAGUGAAGGAAGUGAACUUCAAUGCAAGAGACCGUCCACGAAGACAAGACUGGCAUGGGGACCUGGUCGAGAAUGGGAUGUUCUAUUUCGUAACCACAGAUCUGAUUAAACAGAAUAAGCUACAGGGAGGAAGGAUCGGGUAUGUGGAAAUUCCUCACAACUACAGUCUUGAAGUUGACACCCCCCUCGACCUCGUCCUGGCCAGGGCUCUUGCCCCCAUCUUGGACUCUUCGCUGUACACUCCUGAGACAACGACAGUAUCUGAGUAACAUGUUGCUCCAAUGGGAUGUUUCAAGAGAGGAUUUGUAAGGGUGGGAAGGGGUGAGUCAUAAGGGUUAUUCGUUUUCAGCGUUAUUUUUAAUCAAUUCAUAACUCUUCCCACCUAUUACAUCCCCUCCUCACCCUCCUACGUGAUAAAUACGAGUACUUUAUUUUUACUUGUUUUGUCCAGUAACACCAUAUCUUCAGUCGAAACUACGAGGUAUUGAGGUUUGAAUUUAGGGUUAGGGUCGCAGGACUGCUUGGGUGGUUCUUAUUCUGAAGAUAAUCAAAGUUCUUACUCACGCUCUUCAGGCCUGCACAUAAUUUCUACUUAAGGUACAUGUUUGACCUUCAGCUCGAUUAGGAUGAAUUUGUGUUUGUAAAUAUCCAAAUGGGGAUUUUAGUAAACACAAUUUCUAUAGCUUGAUUAGGCCCACUGUAGUAUGCUUUGUUUGACCCGUUUCCUGUAUUUUGUGCUGAAAAUAAAAAUUAGCUUACGAGCUACGGGUCGAGACAAAAUAUUGUGAACUUUUACGAACAUGAGAGAAAUAUUUUCGGUAAAAACUAUGAAUCGAUAAAAAUAUUCGAAAUAGAACUCCCCUUAAGCACUACUAUACAGGAAUAUCGUCGUUUUGUCGUUAUCUAUAUUAACUCCUUGAUUGUUCCCCCUUUACCAACCCUCCCCUUCAUGGAAGAAAUGGUUGUUUUCUGUGUAACUCCUGUUGUAAAAACAAAUUUCUAUGAAAUAUAUCUCAGUUAAGAUAAAACGAUUACGUCAACACGCUGACAGCAUACUUAUUCAGCAUAUUAAUCAUUUUUCUGUCCAUUUGAUGUACUAUGGAAUACCGACCAAGCACUAUAGACUUAAUUUUGAGAAUGUUUUCAUGUUUCAACUCAAGCCAUGUUCUUUGAGUAAAACAUGAAAAUAUUUAAAACUUGCAUAAUACAUUCAUCGGUCUGUCUUACUAUGCUGAAAAGUAUGUCACUCAGGUUUGAACGUAAUCGUGGUAAAACAUAAAAACAACAUUCCGACUCCAUUAGAUUGAUCAGAUCAAUUCUUUCUGGAAAAAAGCAUAACAUAUUAUUAUGUAUGAUGCCUUUUUCUACGAAUAUUUUUAGAAUUACAAUCAAAAAUGUGAAUUAUCUCUCUAAAUUUUGACAGUAAAAUUAAGACCACAUUUUUUAAAUUGAAGGAUCAUAGAGCUAAAAUUAACCUAUAACUUGGAUGAAAUGAUUCAAUCAGGUUUGAAACAAUGUGACUUUUGCAGUUAUAAUGGGGAAAGUUUUUUUAAUAUUACGAAAUCUCACUCAGCUCAUUAUGUUUUGAAUUUAUUCAUUAAUAAUACUAGGAUUUAAAUUUUAACACUAACUAAACUCAACUACUUUUUUGUGAACAUCGUUUCAAAUUAUACCUUUGUGCUUUAAUUUAUGACCAGAUCAGUAGAUUCUAUAGCAUUAAACAAAUAAAAUUGCAUUAAAUUGUAGUUUUUUAAAAUCAAGAAUGAUUUGUAAUUUAAAAUAAGUAAGUUUGACUUAUAAUAAAUCAAUACUAUUGUUAUGUUAUU